Molecule: messenger RNA, 3903 nt
Organism: Bubalus bubalis (water buffalo)
Lineage: Eukaryota; Metazoa; Chordata; Mammalia; Artiodactyla; Bovidae
Gene: LHX9
Product: LIM homeobox 9
Exons: 5
Coding region: 494-1687 (397 amino acids)
Biological process (GO): regulation of transcription by RNA polymerase II; neuron differentiation
Cellular component (GO): nucleus
Molecular function (GO): RNA polymerase II transcription regulatory region sequence-specific DNA binding; DNA-binding transcription factor activity, RNA polymerase II-specific
Source: RefSeq, a predicted model, not a curated record
AUCAAAAAUGGGCUGGCUUUAGUCUCUUAACAAAUUGGACACCGCUCCGGCGGCAGGAGCAGUCCCCAACCCAACCUACAGGCGCUGGGAACUUGCAAGCAGCCAGGGACCACUGAAAAUAGCACUUCUUUUUCUUUCUUUGUGUUCAAAAUUAUUUUCUUUCUCCACCAGGUUUUGUUCCCCCCUCCCCCGCCCCGCAGUUGUUCCCCGUUAGUAACUCGAGCUCUCGGAGAGGUCAGAUCCGUCUGCUUCGCCUCCGCUCCCCCCUUCCCGUGUUUGUUUGUUUUCUGCGCAUCUCCUUCAGGGAGUCGCCGGGGCUGGCGUCCCCCCUGCUUCUUCUUUUCCGAGCAGACCCAUUUCCACCGCGGCUGCCUCUUUUCUUCUUCCCCCUCUCCCUCUGUCCCCGAGCGUCUCGGCGCUCUCCCAUCGCCCCGCCUCUGCGCUCCCCGCUUCUCCUUCUCGGAUGAGCUGAGAGCCCCCGGGGCGAGUGUAUAUGGAAAUAGUGGGGUGCCGAGCCGAAGACAGCUCGUGUCCUUUCCGCCCCCCAGCCAUGCUCUUCCACGGGAUCUCUGGAGGCCACAUCCAAGGCAUCAUGGAAGAGAUGGAGCGCAGAUCCAAGAGCGAGGCCCGCCUGGCCAAAGGCGCCCAGCUCAACGGCCGCGACGCGGGCAUGCCCCCGCUGAGCCCGGAGAAGCCCGCCCUGUGCGCUGGCUGCGGGGGCAAGAUCGCCGACAGGUACUACCUGCUGGCCGUGGACAAGCAGUGGCACCUGAGGUGCCUGAAGUGCUGUGAAUGUAAGCUGGCGCUCGAGUCCGAGCUCACCUGCUUCGCCAAGGACGGCAGCAUUUACUGCAAGGAGGAUUACUACAGAAGGUUCUCUGUGCAGAGAUGUGCCCGCUGCCACCUCGGCAUCUCCGCCUCCGAGAUGGUCAUGCGCGCCCGAGACUCUGUCUACCACCUGAGCUGUUUCACCUGCUCCACGUGCAACAAGACCCUGACCACGGGCGACCAUUUUGGCAUGAAGGACAGCCUGGUGUACUGCCGCGCCCACUUCGAGACCCUCUUGCAAGGAGAGUAUCCGCCGCAGCUGAGCUACACCGAGCUGGCGGCCAAGAGCGGCGGCUUGGCCCUGCCUUACUUCAAUGGCACGGGCACCGUGCAGAAGGGGCGGCCCCGGAAACGGAAGAGCCCAGCGCUGGGGGUGGACAUCGUCAAUUACAACUCAGGUUGUAACGAGAAUGAGGCCGACCACUUGGACCGGGAUCAGCAGCCUUACCCGCCCUCGCAGAAGACCAAGCGCAUGCGCACCUCCUUCAAGCAUCACCAGCUGCGGACCAUGAAAUCCUACUUCGCCAUCAACCACAACCCGGACGCCAAGGACCUCAAGCAACUUGCUCAGAAGACGGGCCUGACCAAAAGAGUUUUGCAGGUUUGGUUCCAAAACGCACGAGCCAAAUUCAGAAGGAACCUUUUGCGGCAGGAGAAUGGGGGUGUUGAUAAAGCCGAUGGCACGUCGCUUCCGGCCCCGCCCUCGGCAGACAGCGGCGCGCUCAGUCCACCGGGCACUGCGACCACUUUAACAGACCUGACCAAUCCCUCUAUCACUGUAGUGACAGCCGUGACCUCUAACAUGGACAGCCACGAGUCCGCGAGCCCCUCGCAAACUACCUUAACGAACCUUUUCUAACAUUGGGUUUGGGUGUUUGUUUUUUUUAAAUUCUUCCUCUUCUUUUUAUUAUUAUUCUAAUGAUUAUUUUAUUAUUUACAAAACGAUAUUUUUUUCCCUCACCCCCAAGAUACUUGGCAAGUAACAACGACAGCUUGGUUUGUACUGUCUUGCAGCCACUUGGCAAAUGAGUUUACAGUAUCGUCUCCUUUGCAAAGUGUAUUAUUAUUAUUAUUUUUUGUUACAAAGUGUAUUUGGAUUUUAAAAGGAUUAAUUAGAUCGUUCAGUCGGUAAGGGGAAUUUUGGAAUCAUUCUAAUAAGUGCCUCUUAAAAUUGUAUGUUACUUAUUUCCAGAAUCUCAAAGGAAAAAAAAAACAAAAACAAAGAGUGGUAUUGUGAUGGGCAAAGAAUCAUAUGCCCAGUUACAUGAUUAGGCUAAUAAGGAAUCAGAUAAUUGAUUAAAAUUAUUUUUUAAUCUUGCAACUGUUACCUGUACUUAUGAAAGUUUGGAAACUUCACGUUGUCUUUUUAAAAAAUUUUAAAAUGCAAAAGUUUUACUCAUUCCUUUUUCUUACAAAUGAGGAAUAUGGUUAAAGAAACAAUAGCUAAUCUAAAUAUUAAAGAUUAAUUAGAUGGGAAAAUCUAACCAGGAAUGUGACUUUUAUUUUCUCUUAGGAGUAUAGUCCCAACAAAACUUUCUUACUAGUUAUUGCUUUUCAACGUUUGAAAAAUACUUAAACCUCCUAUGUAUCCAUGAAAAUUCCAAACAGAAUUUGAAAUUUUAUACAUUUAACCUUCUCAAGCUGAUGAUAGGUAUGAAAGCAUUCUUUCUAAAUUAUUUUUCCCCAGGGAAAAUGGAAAUAAGCAAAAUAUAAUUUUUUAAGAAGUUAAAAAAAAUCAGUAUAAUUUAAUCGAUAGCUCUUAAUUGGCUUUAGCUGUACCAUGAUAUUGUAUCUGGCAUUCUAUACAAAUAAAGUUAAAACAAAAAACUUAGUAAGUAAUAUUAACAAUGAAAAUUCUUUGGUUUUGUUUUGCUUCAUUUUACUUUGGCACAGGUUGAUGUAUUUGUCAGAAAAAAAAAAAAAACUUUUCUGACGUUAGAGAUUUGAAGUUCUUAGUUUAAAGAUAAACUCAGAAGCCUUGUGGAUGCGAAUCUGAAUAUAUUUCCUAGUUUACAGUAGCAUUUUUUUUCUUUUAAUUUAAGCUAAAAUCUUAAUGGUCUGGGCAGUGGUGAAUGUUCAUCUAUGCUUCUGUUGUAGUUAAAUAUCAAUUAGAUUGUGGAUUUCCUAAAAAAACAUAAAAUAAAAAAGAAGUCAAGAUACAUGUCUUGCUUUAGUGGAUUGUUAAGAAUAACUUUGCACAUAUUCUCCACUUUUCGGACUCCUUAAAUCUCCUCUGGCGUUCGAAGUGGUUAUUUAAUAGAUUUUAAAGGUGUCCUUCUGGUUGUAUAAAUGUGUGGUUACAUAUUGACAGUUCACUGCCCACAUUAAAGUGCAUUAUUGUAACUUUUGCUCAGGGUCUUUAGAAAAUUAGCACAGAAAGUAGCUUAUUUUUUAAAAAAAAGAUGAUGGAAGAUAAGUUAACACUGUAACAGAAGAAGGUGUUUGCCAUUAUAUAUUUAGCAAGUGUGGUUAUCAUCUUAUAUGGAGCUUAAAUCUUGACUUUUCAUAUUUCUAUUACAUUUUGGGCAUUUACCACUAACCAGACCAAACAACCUUGGUAAGGCUGAGAUCUUAUGAAUACACUUUUACAGGUAAAAUAUUGAUACUUAUAAAUUUUGUUCUUUGACAGAACAAUAUAUGGUACUAUAGAUCUACUUUAUUAAGUAGACUAAUUAUAACUCAGUUCUCCUACGUGCCUUAUGAGAUAACUUGGAAGUAAGUUUGUGAAAAAUCAGGAUAUAUGUGUUGUUUGUUAAAUUAACUGUUUUAGGCCCUUUUGACACCUCACUAGUUUUGUACUGUUUUACCUCUUAUUUCUGAAACUCUUUUUAUGGUGUAUCCUGUUAGAGGGGACAGACAUGUCAUAGAAAGCAGUUGUGCACUCUUUCCAAUAUAGUUGAUAAAUUCAAUAAUCUUAUAUAUUGAGCUUCGUGUUUAUAGUACAGUAAGUGGUCUAGCAAAAUUGUCCAUGUUUCUUUGUUUAUUGAGAAAUGCAUUGUAUAGAAACUAUUUCCCUUAAAUAUUUAUGGACCAAACAGUUGUGAUAUAUCCUAUUAAAUUUGUGUGAAUAAACCA